Juglans regia (Persian walnut) is the source of this 2215-nucleotide messenger RNA. Its product is annotated as receptor-like serine/threonine-protein kinase At2g45590. Lineage: Eukaryota; Viridiplantae; Streptophyta; Magnoliopsida; Fagales; Juglandaceae. Gene Ontology annotation, biological process: protein phosphorylation. The transcript has a single exon. Gene Ontology annotation, molecular function: protein kinase activity; ATP binding. The coding region runs from base 120 to 2093 and encodes 657 amino acids. The record is from RefSeq and is a predicted model, not a curated record.
UCCUCCUCAACCAGUCGGGGACUCUAUUCUCUCUCUCUCUCUCUUUCCCCCGUAUAUGCUGUUAACAGAUAACAAUACUUUAAAGAUGAAAUAGCCCUUCCAUUGUAUUUACAAAAAUCAUGCCGUCCCGUCCAUCUCCACCACCUCAUGACCACCACAGUCACCAUCCUCCGCUCCUCCCUAUAUUCCUCCCCAUCACCCUAUCUCUCUUUCUCAUCCUCCUCUUCGCCCUCCUCCUUUUCCUUCUCCUAUAUCGCAAGCUCUCCCUCAACCGCACCACUCCAUCCGACAACCACCAGCGCCGCUUCUCCUAUUCCUUCCUCCGCCGCUCCACUUCCUCCUUUUCCUCCUCCAACCUCCUCGGCCAUGGUGGUUUUGGUUCCGUCUACAAGGCCACUCUACCUUCGGGCCAGUAUUUGGCACUAAAGCUCAUGGACUACCCCAGCUCCCUCCAAGGCGAGUUCGAGUUCCACAACGAGCUAUCCAUCGCCUCCGCUCUCCACUCCCCUUACAUCCUCUCUCUCCUCGGCUUCUCCUCUGACCCCCGCCGCCACAAGUUCAUCCUCGUCUACGAGUACAUGCCCAAUCGUAGCUUACAGAACGCGCUGCUCGACAACAAGUGCUCGGAGCUCAUGGGUUGGAAGAAAAGAUUCGACAUUGUUCUUGAUAUUGCCACUGGUCUGUCUUACCUCCACCAUUCCUGUCACCCGCCGGUAAUCCACGGCGAUAUUAAGCCCAGUAAUAUUCUGCUGGAUGCUAAUUUCAAGGCCAAGAUUGGGGAUUUCGGUUUAGCGAGGUUGAAGACUGAGGAUCUUGUAGAUAAGAGGGAAGGCGGAGUGGUUGAGGCUGGAGGGGACAACGGGUCGAUCUUGGAGGAGACUGAGAGCGUGACGACUGGGUUCGAUGAAGCCGGUGGGAUGGCUGUCGAUCGGUCCCCGGAGAGUUGCGAGGUUGGAAUAUUGGAUUCAGAGGCGUCGCCGGAGUAUGCGGCGGUGUCAUCGGAAGCUGGGAUCGAUCAAGCGAGCGCAUCUGAGGGGUGCUUCGAUAAAAUCAGCGUCGAUAGCGGCAAAGAUUUGGCUGGUCACAGUAGAAAGAAAGGGGGUUCGAAGAGGGAUUGGUGGUGGAAGCGGGACAAUGGAGGUGGCUCUGAGUCUGGUAGAGUGAAGGACUACGUGAUGGAGUGGAUUGGUAGUGAGAUUAAGAAGGAGAGGCCCACCAAGAGUGAAUGGAUUGCGUCCCCGAGCUCGGUGGAGAACGAUAGGUUGGGUUCAAAGAUCGAGCAGAAGCAGAGAAAGAGAUUGGGGUGGUGGGCCUCAGAUGAGGAAAGGAUAUCGAGAAGGAAAGAGAAGAAUCGGAAGCCGAGGGAGUGGUGGAAGGAGGAGUUUUGCGAGGAGCUCUCGAAGAAGACGAAGAAGAAGAAACGAGGGACUGGAACGAGUAGCGGUAGAGAAUUGUGGUGGCAGGAGGAUGGGGAUGAGGAGGAGGAUGUGAUGGAGCAAGAGAAGAAGAAGAGGAAUAGCAAGAGGAGUAGAGGCAGCAUCGAUAGGUGGUGGGACGGAUUGAGCGGCGAGCUUAGAAGUGGGGGAAGAAAUAGUCAGGAAUGGAGAAAUGGAACCGAGAUACCCAAGAGCGGCGGUGUCAGUAGCACCCCAAGUAUGAGAGGAACCGUGUGUUACAUUGCUCCUGAAUAUGGCGGUGGUGGUGGGGGGCUGCUCUCCGAGAAAUGCGAUGUUUACAGUUUUGGUGUUCUGCUUUUGGUUAUUGUUUCGGGGCGGAGGCCACUCCAAGUGACCGCCUCGCCGAUGUCAGAGUUCGAGAGGGCCAAUCUAAUAUCAUGGACACGACAACUUGCUCGGAAUGGGAAGCUUUUGGAGCUUGUUGAUGUGUCCGUACAUUCAUUGGAUAAGGAAGGGGCUAUGCUUUGCAUUACGAUUGCACUACUGUGUUUGCAGAAAUCGCCUAGUAAGCGACCCACAAUGAAAGACAUUGUGGGGAUGUUAACAGGGGAGGUUGAGCCACCUCAUCUGCCAACUGAGUUUUCACCCUCACCGCCUUCGAGUUUACCCUUCAAGACACGCAAGAAAGCCCGGUGAUAUCAGCUUGUUGCCUAUUUUCAUUGAAGGUAGAGAGUGUGCAUGUUCUGUUGUCGGUCAUCUCUUGUUUUGCAUAACUCGAUGCCUAAAAGAAAGGAAAAAAAUUGUUUAUAUUUGAUGAA